Messenger RNA from Aspergillus welwitschiae, 291 nucleotides. RefSeq lists its product as uncharacterized. The record is from RefSeq and is a predicted model, not a curated record. Bases 1 to 291 code for a protein of 96 amino acids. The transcript has 2 exons. NCBI's taxonomy places the organism in Eukaryota, Fungi, Ascomycota, Eurotiomycetes, Eurotiales, Aspergillaceae.
AUGGUAACCUUCGGGGGUCUAGCCGCGCCUCAUGUGGACAAUGGAGGUCAGCUAACGUGGAUUCUAAUCCUCGAAGGUCGGAAGAUCUGGUACUUUCCUCGCAAACCGACUAGCGAUGCUGUCCGGUUGUUGCUGUUAUGGGCUCUCAGUGUCCUCGAGGAUAUGAAGGAGGCUGGCGUCAUGCCUCCCAGUUGUCCACAUGCAGUGUUCACCCCAGAUGACUGCCUUGCCGUUGGUGGCCAUUUCUACACGGCUGCACACCUUGGUUCAACGCUCCGCAAGCAUUCCUGA